Cryptomeria japonica (Japanese cedar) is the source of this 7503-nucleotide messenger RNA. Its product is annotated as nuclear-pore anchor. The record is from RefSeq and is a predicted model, not a curated record. Gene Ontology annotation, cellular component: nuclear pore. Gene Ontology annotation, biological process: mRNA export from nucleus; protein import into nucleus. Gene Ontology annotation, molecular function: structural constituent of nuclear pore. The transcript has 49 exons. Bases 299 to 7189 code for a protein of 2296 amino acids. Lineage: Eukaryota; Viridiplantae; Streptophyta; Pinopsida; Cupressales; Cupressaceae.
GAAUCGAAAGAGAGAACAAUAAAGUUAGAACAAAAUUGAAGAACUUCUCCUUCCCAAUAUAAAUUUAUCCACUAAAAAGCAGGGUUUAUUUUCUUUUCACGCCCUUGCAAGCAAAUCUGGCUUCCCCGCUUAAACACGUAUGCGCUUGCAAAUGGGUUUGGAAUACUCAGGGAAGCCAUUAAAAGCCAUCGAAGCCUAGAAGAAUUUUAAGAAAGCAGUUGAAACCGAGGACUUUAAAAAGCAUCGAUCAAGGGGUUUUUUUCUGCAAGGAAUUAGAAGAUCAAGGAGGAAAGGGAAAAUGCCGCUGUUUAUUUCUGAUACCGAGUUACGCGACUCGGGAGGGGAUGUCUCUUUCGUUGUGGAGAAGGCGGAUGCUUUUAUUCGGGAGCUGCAGGAUGAGGUGGAGACAUGCAGGGCGAGGGCGGAUGCUGCGUCUAUAACGGCCGAGCAAAGUUGCGCUCUUUUGGAACAAAAGUAUAUUUCGCUUUCCGGGCAGUUUACGCAGUUAGAGAACGAGAAGGUGCGACUUACCUCUGCUUUGGAUAGGAGGGCGACGGAACUCGCACAGGCGCAGGCGCAAGCGCACAAGCUCGAGCUUGCAGUCAUUAAAAAGGAUAGCGAAGCUGAGCGCUUAUCUCUUGAAGUCAGUGAGCUGCACAAAUCAAAGAGGGAGUUAUUGGAAGUUCUGGAGCAAAAAAGUACAGAGCUUAAUGAGAAGAAUAACUCAAUUAAAAUAUAUUUGGACAAAAUUCUUGCCCUCACCAAUGAUCGUGGUACUUUGGAAGCCAAAAUACGAGAAAUUGAAGCUGAAUUUGCCCGUUCACAUGCAGCACAGGCUCGUCUUCUGCAGGAGAAGGAGUUAAUUCAAAGACACAACACCUGGUUGAAUGAAGAGUUAACAUCUAAAGUUAACGUAGUCCUACAGCAACGCCAAAGUAGUGCGGAAUUGGAAGCCGAGCUUUCUGCUAAACUAUCAGAGGCUGAGAAAAAAGGGAGUGAAUCCUUCGGCGAGUUACAGAGGAGUAAAGAAAAAGUUAAGGAGCUGGAGGAAAAACUUGCGUCUGCAAGAGAGGAGCUAAGAUUCACUAAAGAAGAUGCUGCUUCCAAAGAAGAACAUUUUUCAGCAGAAGUUGCAACUUCUUCUAGGCUUUCAGAUUUGUACAAGGAAAGUUCUGACGAGUGGAGACAAAAGGCAAAUGAACUUGAGGGUGUGAUCAAAGCAUUAGAAACCCAUUUGAAUCAGGUCGAAACUGAAUAUAAAGAGAAACUUCAGAGAGAAGUUUCUACACGAGAGGAUUUAGUGAAGGAGGCUGCAGAAUUGAGGGAGAAGUUGGAGAAAGCUCGAGCUGACAUAGAAAGUUGCAGCACUGAAAAGGAAUCUAAUACACUUGCAUUGGUCAAUUUCUCAGUGGACAGAAAUAUAGAACAAUUACUGAGCAAUGAUCCAGACUCUGCUUUGGAUUUACAUGGUGACGGGAUGGUUGUACCAAGAAUUGCACCAGGAAUAUCGGGAACAGCUUUAGCAGCUUCCUUACUUAGAGAUGGUUGGAGUCUAGCUAAAAUAUAUACAAAGUAUCAAGAGGCUUUUGAUGCAUGGCGGCAUGAGAGGCAAGGGCAUAAACAGUCACAAGCUAUUUUAGAGCGGGUUUUACGUGAGAUAGAAGAGAAGGCUGAAUUUAUUUUGGAUGAAAGAGCUGAACACACAAGGAUGAUUGAGGCAUAUGCUAUAAUGGAAGAGAAGCUACAGCAGUCAAUGUCUGAUCAAGCAAGCUUAGAGAACACUAUACGGGAUUUGAAGGCUGACUUGCGUAAGAGAGAGCGUGAUUAUGGUACUGCCCUAAAGGAGGUCCAAGAUCUUCAAACACAGGUUACAUUGCUUUUAAAAGAGUGCAGAGACAUUCAGCUAAGAUGUGGAGUUGGUGAAGGAAUUUCUACUGAGGACACUAUUACAGACAUUACAGCUCUGGCAUCUGAUGGAACAUCUGUGGACAAGUUGACAUUCAAGGAUAUUCAUGGAAUGGUGGAACAAAAUUGUCAACUUCGUAGCCUGGUCCGAACUCUUUCCCAGCGGGUUGAACAGAGGGAACAAGAGCUAAAGGAGGCAUUUGAUACCGAGCUUAAGAUGCGAACUGAUGAGGCUGUCUCCAAAGUUUCACUUAUUUUAAAAAAGUCUGAAGAGCAGUCAGGCAUGAUAGAGUCCCUUCAGGGAACAUUGGGAAUGUAUAGAAGGCUCUAUGAGGAGGAAGUCAAAAAUCGUUCUUUCUUCCAGUACCCUACUGGGGGUUCGUCUGGUGAUGGGAAGAAAGACCUCAGAAGGCUUGUAGAAGUUUCUCAGGAAACAGUCCAGAAGACACUAGACCAGGCCACUGAACGCAUUAGAUGUCUUGAAGAAGAUAUAAAGACUGCAAAACAUGAAGCAUAUACGCUUCGCUCUGAGCGUGACAGACUCCUUUUGGAAACAAAUUAUGCUCGUGAAAGGCUAGACUCAUUUAUGAAGGAUUCUGAAAACCAACGAAAUGAGAUGAAUGCUGUUCUAGCAAGGAAUGUUGAAUUCUCCCAACUUAUAACAGAGUAUCAGCGAAGGUUACGAGAAAGUUCUCAGAAUGCUCAGGCAUCUGAAGAACUUGUUCGAAAGCUUUCUGUAGAGGUUUCUGUCUUGGAACACGAAAAGAAUAUUCUUUCCAAUGCAGAGAAGAGGGUAUCUGAGGAAGUAGUUGAAUUGUCAAAAAGAGUUUAUAAGUUACAGGCAACUCUAGAUACGAUCCACGAUGUUGAGGAGGUUCGUGAGAGUUCGAGAGUAGAGGAAAGAAAGAGACUAGAAGAUAAGUUAAAUUCUUUGCAGAGAGAGUGGGCAGAAGCAAAAGAAGAGCUUCAGUUAGAGAGAGAACAUGUUCGGAAUCUUGCAAAUGAAAAAGAGCAAACUUUAAAACAGGCAAUGUCACAGAUUGAAUCAAUGAGCAAGGAUUUGGCCAAUGCCUUACAGGCAGUGUCUUCAGCAGAAACAAGGGCAUUGGUUGCAGAGGCCAGAUGUUCUGAUCUGGAGGCAAAUCUAAAGAAGGUUGAAUACAAGGCAUCUGGCAAAGAGAUGGAUAUUAGUUCAUUAGUUGAUGAAGAGGAGGCUGCUAUGGCAUUGGAAAAAGCAAGAGAAGAAAUUGAACGCCUGAAAGAAGACCUUCAAGCUUCGCAUCAGCAUGCAGAGCAGUUUAAGCGCAUAGCUCAGGCUAAUGAGGAUGCACUCCAGCAAAUAGAAAGGGCUCAUGAACACUUUAAGGCUGAGGCGAACAAACUAAAACAGUCAUUUGAUGCUGAAAUCUCUAUGCUUAAAAGGAGGAUAACAGACCUAGAAGCUGAAGUCACAGAUAAAGAAAUUGCAUUGAAAUCAGCAGUUGAGGAAAAAGAAAGUGUGCUUAUCAAUUCUUCAAAAGAAAAAGCAGAUCUUGCAGAUGAACUUUACUUAAAGACACGGCAACUUGAAGAAGCUCAGAUUUGUAUUGCUACUUUAAAAGAAGACUUGGAAAAGGAACACCAGAACUGGCGUACUGCUCAGAAUAACUAUGAGAGACAGGUGCUUCUCCAAGCAGAAACUAUACAAGAGUUGAGCAAAGCCUCUCAAUCACUGGAAACCCUACAACAGGAAGUAUUAGAGUUGCGGAAAAUUUCAAGUACAGUAAAAAGUGAAUAUGAAUCUUCAAAGGUUUCAUGGGAGAUGGAAAAGGAAUCUUUGCAGUCUCUAAAAGCUGCUGCCGAGCAAAAGUAUAAGGAGAGUGAUGAGCAGAACAAGCGUUUACUUGAUCGCUUGGAAGCCACGCAUAUAAUGGUAGCAGAGAAGGAAAGAAUUGACAUUGGCUCCGGUCUACAAGGUCAGGUUUCUAAUAAUCAAGGUGAAAGUGAUCUGCAAAAUGUAAUACGCUAUUUGCGACGAUCAAAGGAGACUGCAGACACAGAGAUUUCAUUAUUAAAACAAGAGCGGAUGCGACUUCAGAAGCAGCUUGAAAAUGCUCUCCAAGCAUCUGGAACGAUGCAAGCUGCAUUGCGUAGAGAACGUGAAAAUCAUCACACUAAUAUCUAUACAGACGAGGAGUUUAGAUCUCUGCAAUGCCAGGUGACAGAAAUGAACUUGUUAAGAGAAAGUAACACACAGCUAAGGGAAGAAAAUAAGAGGAAUUUUGAGGAAUGCCAGGAAUUGCGAGAAAGAGCUCAUCAAACACGGUCCACUAUUGACCAACUACAGAAGUCUUUGCAAGAGAAAGAAAUUGAGCUGGAUGCAACACAAAAAGAGUUGGAAUUACAGAAAACGGAGAUUGGACUUUGGGAAAAUAGAGUUUCUAAGUUGUUGGAAAAGUAUAAGACAAUUGAUCCUGAGGACUAUGACCGUGUGAAAACUGAGCUCCAACAACUUCAGGGGAAGUUGGAAGUGACAAUAUCAGAACUCGAGUUGAGUAAAAAAUUGAUAGCAGAAAAGCAAGAGAGAAUAUCUUAUUUGGAGGAUGAGGUCCUUUCUAAAGAUAAUAAGUUGACUGAAGUGGAGAAGAAGCUACAGGAAACAUCCCAAGCUGAGGCAACAAUUAAAUUAGAAGCUGAGAAAUUGAGAAAGCAAUAUGUUCAACAAAAGCGAAAAAUUGAAGAUCUAACAAAGGAGAGACAAGGCCUGUCAAAGCAGAUUGAUGAGUCCAGAUUGAAUACUGGGAAAAAAGCCAUGGGGGAGCUUUCCAAGCAGCAAGAAUCUAUUAUUCGUCAGGAAAUGGCAGCUCAGCAUGAGCAGUCUCUAAAGGAGUCUGAAAACAAGUUAAAGGAAAAGGAUGUGAGGAUACAGAUAUUAGAGAAAACAUUGGAAAGAGAAAGGGAAGAAUUGCGUAAGGAAAGAGAUGAGAAUAAAAGUUUAAAAUCUAGGUGUCUCAAAGAUCGGAAAGCAUUUGUUAAUCACGCUCAGAAUGUAGUUCAGGAAAAGAAGAAGUUCCAAGAUGAGUUUGAAAGCUAUAAACGUCAACGGGGUAAUAAUCUAGAGGUAAGUGCUUCAUCACUUGGUCAGCUUUCUGCUGAGGCUCAAUUAGAUGACAGAGCCGUGAGCUAUCUUUCUGCAGUAGACCAGCUUGAAGAGGCCUCAAAUGCUGUAGCCACUGAUGUGCCAACCGUUCGUUCAAGUGCUAUUGAUUUUCCAUCCUUGGUUGUACCAUCUGUAGGAACAGGAGAUGUUCUACCUACAAUAUCUACUUCAGGCAGUGUGUCAACUAUUGUAACUGUAGCUCCUGGCAAAUCAAACCUAUCUGCUCCAAGUAGUACCACUGCAACUAGUACAUUACCAACCACUACUGGACCAAUUAUUUCAAGUACUGCAGUUACCAUUCGACAGAUUCCUCGACAGGCUCUUGCAUCUACUCCUUUUUAUCAACAUUCUGCACAAGGAUCAGGUGGAAGCACAAGUAUUCCAUCUCAGGUAAAAGGUAGUGAUGACAAAGAGCAGAAGCUGCAUCAGGGGAAACCUAUGCUAGAUGAUAAAGAGAAAUCACGAAAAACAGGUAGGAGGAUAAUUCGACCUCGAAUAGAACGAACAAAUCAACAAGAUUCUGCCGUGGAAGCUGAUGGAUCUGAAAUGGAAGCAGAGACUGUUGAGGAAGGGAAAAGUGGAAUACCUGUGGAAAUAGAAUCCCAAGGAGCUCUUCCUGCUCCAUCUGCUUCAGUUGUAGGAUCAGAAAGUACAAGUUUGCCCUUUGUGCUUGGCACAUUAUCAGCAGGUCCUAGUGUUCGAAAGCGUGCUCAUGUUGCCUCUACAUCACAUGCAGAUGAAGAAGUAUCUGCUGAACCAGACACAAAAUUGGAUUUAGCACAAUUUCAAAAGAAGGCACGACGUAUGGACAUGCAAGAAGAACUUACUGAUCAAGGUGAUCCUUCAUUUGAAAAGACAGAAAAGAUUCCUCCAAUGGAGAUUACACAGGAGAUGGAUGAAAUGGAGAAUGUUGCAAAUGAAGCAGAGUUAAAAGAUAAUCUCAAGGAAGAGCUGUCUGAGAUGACUGGUAAUGGUAGUAAAAGGAAUUUAGAACCAGAGGAACCUACGUCAAAAGACUUAAAACGGCCCCGAAUACAUAGGUUUGAUGACUCAAAGUUUGGGAAGCAACAAGAAGCUCAGGAUAAACUUGACACUGAGGAAUAUGGUGAAGUAGAGAAAUCACAGUCUUCAGAAAAACCAAAGGAAAUAGAUGAACCACUUGAGGAAGAUGGAUGUCAGUUAGAUAAGGCUGAUUCUAGUGAAAAAAAACAUGAAAAAGUUGACACUCCAGUACAGCAAGAUGUAACUGAAGAGGUUGAGAUGCUUUUGGUGGAAAAGCAGCAAUCUCCGACCAUAGUUCAAUCAUCGAUUGAGAUCCUGUCUGGGGGCGAUGAUAAUGGGAAGCAGCAAGAAGAAGGUUUGCUAAUUGUGGAGCUGGUUGAUGGAGCUGAUGCUAGUGCCUCUGCUUCUAAAGAACCAGAGUCUCAAGGGGUGCAUUCUGGUCUCGAUGUUGAGAAUGAAAAAAUUGUGACAGAUAACUUUUCUGUCGAAGCCACUGAAGGUAGUCAAAUCUCUGAUCCACCGGAUGUUGAAGAGGGAGAGAUUCCUGUUGACUUAGAUGAUGUUGAGAUUGCAUCAAGUAAUCUGGAUAGUUUCACAGGAGAUAUUGAGCUUGUAGCUCAUGAUGAGGAUAAGCGUGAAAUGCAAGGUGAAGGUUUUACACAGCCGGAAUUUGUUUUGCCCUCUGAAGAAAUUACAGAAAAUUUAAAUCAGACAUCCACAGACUUUGAUCAAAAUUCUCAGCAGGCCUCUGUAGUUAAUAUUUCUGAUGCAGCAAUGCCAGAACAAAGUUCUCAGCAGGCUCGGGGAGUUAAUAUCACUGAUGCACAAUCAGAUCACAGUUCACAACAGAUAUUGGCAGCUACUGCUUCAGAUGUAAUUGUUGAAGAUAAAAACAAGGUUGAUGUAGUAAGCACAUCUAGUGAAAUGGUACAAGAAAACACACGUGCUAAUACAAGGAUUAUAAACUUAACUGAUAGGGCAAAAGAGGGGAAACAGAUAAGAGAACGAGAAAGGGGAAGGAAUAUUGGAGUGUCUCCAUCUCAAAUAUCUAGAGGUCGAGGAAGAAAUGUGAGGGGUACCAAGAGAGGAGCUGGUUUGGCUCGUGGACGUGGCUUUACAAGAGAUGAUUCACAAGGCCAGUAAUAAACAUUAUUGAUCCAAGUGCUCUAUUAUUAUUUUUUGAGAAACUCCAUUUGAUUAUAGCCAAAUCUUUUCUCAGGUUGUUUAUAAGUGCAAUUUUAUCUAUCAAUCAGAAGACUGGGUAACGACCCUUUAUUUUUUAAGGCUAUUUUUCAACUGGAAAGAAAUUGAAUGUAAAUUUUAUAUAAUUUUGUUAGGUAGGUGCAUCUCUAUAGCAAAUGAAAUGUAAAUCUCCCGUGAAAAUGGAUGUGUAAUAAGAUUGGUGAAAACAUUAAAAUUUUUGAAAUAGGAAGCCAAAAGCUUCUUUUGGAGUCGCA